Prunus mume (Japanese apricot) is the source of this 974-nucleotide messenger RNA. RefSeq names its product SAUR-like auxin-responsive protein family. Gene Ontology annotation, biological process: response to auxin. The record is from RefSeq and is a predicted model, not a curated record. Lineage: Eukaryota; Viridiplantae; Streptophyta; Magnoliopsida; Rosales; Rosaceae.
AUAGCAAGCUCGCCCUCUCCAAAAACCUCUCACUUUAUCUUUUUCUAUUGUUCAUCAUCUCAUAUAUGUGGGUUGUUGAAUCUGAUAUUCAUCUAUCAUGAGCAAUAUUCCAAGAUCUCUAACCGACUCCGCCCUCACCCUCUUCAAUCUUGCAAUCUCUGCUUCUGAUCCUUGGCCUUUUUCUUUCGUCUUCUUAUAACCCAUCAAGACAAUUCACUUGUCUUAGUUUUUCUCUUUGUUUUUUCCACUAGACUCUACUAGCUGCUAGGGUAUUUUUGGUUUCUGGGUACGUAAUCAAUAUUCUUGUGAUCGGAAAUGGGGUUUAGCGGCGACAGGGACAACAAACACCACCACCUCAAUUUUCACCUUCACUUUCCCCACCUUCUUCAUCACCAUGUCAAGAACAACAAGGAGCCCAAAGACAUUCCAAAGGGCUGUUUGGCGGUCAUGGUGGGCCAGGGCGAGGAGCCACAGAGGUUUGUGAUCCCUGUGAUCUACAUCAACCACCCACUCUUCAUGCAGCUGUUGAAGGAAGCCGAGGAAGAGUAUGGCUUUGAUCAGAAAGGCCCAAUCACCAUUCCUUGUCACGUGGAGGAGUUCCGCACCGUUCAAGGCAUGAUCGAUAGGGAGACUUCAGUCCACUGCCGUCACCACCAUAAUCAGCAGCAGCAGCACCACCACCACCACCACCAACAUCAUCAUGUCUUGUGUUUUAGGGUUUGAUUUCAUUGUUGUUGGGCAGUUAUGUAAAUAUACAAUCCAUCUAUUAAUUUCCUUGGAUUGAUUGUUUGUUUGUGAGGACGCCUCGGGUUCUUUUCUAUUUCGUUGGGACUUCAUAGUCGUAUUUGGUUGUGAGUUUACGAUGAUCCUGGGAAAGAGAUCAAUGGAUCAUAUUAAUGUGUAUGAUUUGGGGUAUAUUCGUUUUGGUGCCUCAAUAAAGAUGAAAAUCACGUUUUGGGUGCCUUUGAUUUGUA